Molecule: messenger RNA, 2088 nt
Organism: Anastrepha ludens (Mexican fruit fly)
Lineage: Eukaryota; Metazoa; Arthropoda; Insecta; Diptera; Tephritidae
Gene: aln
Product: divergent protein kinase domain 1C
Exons: 6
Coding region: 740-1822 (360 amino acids)
Source: RefSeq, a predicted model, not a curated record
UAUGUGUGACACGAAGCAAGCACGAGUGUCACCCGACACGCACACAUAUAAACCUGCUGGACAAGCAUGCUGGAGCGUCACCAGAGGCCAUAUGAGCCGUGCAAGAAAGUUGUGAUACUAAAAAUUAAGUUUAAGUGUUGUAAAGAUUUUAACUUAAUAAUUUUAAUUAUUAAGAAAAGUUUUUGUUUGUUAAACGAAAAUUAUCUUUUGCGUGAGUUUUUAUAAAAAGUGCCAAUUGUGCUAGUCCCUGAAGAUUAUGAAGAUCAUUUGGCUCACGAGACCAAACAUUUGCGCAAGUGUUUUAGUCAUGAACCUGGAACCUGGAAAAGAUUUUAAAUUUUUAAAAGCUGCGAAAAAAAACUUAAUUUUUUAACUAAGUAUUUUUCUGCUCGUAAAGGUGAUUUAAACUCUUAAAAGAGGAGCACAUAACGGCCUUUGGAGCUUCUGCGCAUGUCCCACAUAUGUCAAAACAUACGUACGCGUUCACCGCCAGACCCGCUGCAGCCUGUGCUAGCACUCUCCAGCUUUUAGUGGCGCAGUGUGUGUUGACGUUGCCAAAAUAUAUACAAACAAAGUGGGAAAAUAUUUGCUUCCGUAUUCCGUGCGACAAAAACGGCGGUAAACGAAAAUUGCAUAAAACAUUUCAUAGAUAUGAAAGGGUAAACAAACCAGUGAUUUCUGCACAAAUAAUACUCUUCGAAAGUAAUUGCCUGAGUGUACAACAGAAAACAUCUCCAGAAUGCUCUUCACAUCCAUCAGACGUAGAUUGCGGCGCAUGCAAUUUCCGUGUUAUGUUGUGCUCAUAGUGUUGCUUGUGCUGGCUGGCGUCGUGUUCACAUCUCUUUAUUUUUGCUCUAGUGCUUUAAGGGAAAAAAGAAUUAAGAAAAUUUGUAUGAUGUACAAAAACGGGAUGUAUAACGGUUCACUGUGUGAGGAACUUUGCAAGAAAUCGUCGCCUUUUGUGAACAUCAAAUGCGGCGCAAUCUCUCCAUUUCGAUUCACUGCCCAGAAGAAUGGAAAUAUCAUCGAGUUCAGGCGAGCCAAAGAAAUGGAUAACGACCUGGCAUGGAGAAGCAAAUCAGGCAAACUGAAUUACCCGAAACUUGAGGACUUUCAUCAUAUUAUCAAAAUGCACCUUUUGGUUAACUACAAUGUAACGCUGGAAGAGAACACGCUAAGUUUUUUAAUUAAGGAAGAAAUCGAUAGGAAUAAUAAGGAUCAAAUGCUGAAUUUCUAUCAGCUUUUCAAGGACCAUAACUAUUUGAUGAGUAAAUUGUUCGAAGAUGAAGAACUAUUUCCCACAAUACUGGGCACAUGCGGUCCUUAUUAUGCUGUGGAGUAUUUGAAGACAACAGAAAUGCGCAACUUUUUCACACGAUAUUUCUUGGGCGAUGCGCCGCAACAAAUGCUCUUCAAGCGGCUCUUAGAUUAUAUAGCGCGUUUGGACAUGGUUCGGCCGGAUCCUUUAAAAAUCUGUAAAGUUAAUUUACACCAAUUUGGUUUAACUUCAAAUUUAAGAUUUAAAGCCUUAAAUGCGGAUUAUAUACAACUGGAGAGUCAAGUGAAUAGACGCCUGGCGAGCGGUAAAAGUUGCUGGCGCGAUAGCGAUUGUGACUGGCAUCAAUGCCGCGGCAGUUGCGACAAACAGAAGCACAUCUGCAACGGCGCACAAACGAAUGAUAAUUUGGAGGUUUUGUGUGAUUUUGUUAGGGCCAAUCUGCAACAUUUCACAGAACUGAAAAUGCGGCCAACGACGCAUGUUUUGCGACUCUAUGAAGAUAGGUGCUUGCAUUCAAUGUCAAAGGAUCGCAAUAAAUGGUAAAAUGGGAUGCGGUGAUCCAAAGUGGCAUAGUCUUUACAUUUUUAUAAAAACCAAUCGGUGGCAUACACAUAUACAUACGUACGUACAAAUUAUAUAUUGCAAAAGUUUUAUAAAGCUCCAAAAUCGCCAAUGUUACUUUAUUUACAUAAAAAUAAAAAAUUUACAUGGAAAUUAAAUGAUUGUAGAAAAAAUAAAGCGAGCGUCAUAUUUCUAUCAUUUUUAUUAUUUCUGGCUUUACAUUCACAAUAAAUCUUUUUGUUUUUCGU